Molecule: messenger RNA, 685 nt
Organism: Paramisgurnus dabryanus
Lineage: Eukaryota; Metazoa; Chordata; Actinopteri; Cypriniformes; Cobitidae
Source: RefSeq, a predicted model, not a curated record
GCACAAUGCUCAGAUUUACUGCAGACAACAUUACACCGACAUGGCCAUCAUUUGGACUCAAGCUGACAAUGACGUGAUAAAUGUCCCUACUGUUAAUGGUGACUACGCAUGGAUUGGUAUGUUCAGGGAUACGUGGAAGUGGUCAGAUGGGACAAAUGUCAUCACUUACCCCAUUAACUGGGCGAGUGUCGACCCAGACCUAGACGGGAUGGACCCGAUUUGUGUUGCUGCAGAUCCUGAUGGGUAUUUAGAUGAUCAGUACUGCUCAGAUCUCUUGCCUUUCAUCUGCUUGUGCGAUCCAACAACUACCACAACUCCAACCACUACCAAAGCUCUAAUGACUACCAAAGCUUUAAUGACUACCAAAGCUUUAAUGACUACCGCAGCCCUAGUGAAUAUCCAAACUCUAAUAACUAUCCCAACUUUAAUGACGGUUGCGCCGGUUAACCGCUCAAAACUGCAGAUUUUGAGAGUGGAGAUAAAGUCUGGUCAAGAUCUAAACAACUCUACAAACAUGCAGUUCAUCUUUCAGUGGAUCAAGCAGAAACUGAUAGUACAGGGAGUGAACAUCACAAAUAUGACAUGGAAAACACAACCGGAUGGAAAUGUUUUCACACCAAAAGACGUCAGGGCUGAAGAACGUAUCCAUCAACAGAUAAACUGCUCAGCUGAACGUUUUAAUUAA